ACGCUUACGGCAGCGAGGCGCAACGAUUCGUGUGUACAGACUGCACAGCGAGCGGCCAACAAUUGCUUCCCGUCCGUGCUACCAGCAAGGCGUGUGCGUGUGUAUACUACGAUCCGCGUGUGUCAUUCCCCAAAGUUGAUAGGUGUGGUGUGUGUGUUUGUGUGCGCGUGUGUUGUAGAAGCGGGUGCAGUGCGUACGCGAAUCUGACGCGUAAUUUUCCAGCAGGAACUAGCAGCGGCAACAGCUUUUACACUGUUUUAUCCCGACCCCGGAAGAUACCCUCCCGCAAGGAAGGGGCUCGUGGGCUCAGCCAAGCAGGAAGCGAAAGACCCGAAAGCGGUGGCCACCAGCAGCAGCCAGCUUCCCCCGCAACGCAUUCCGAUCAACCCACCAGCCGGCAGUAACCGCAGUAACUGUUGCUUCGCCACAGCCGCCGCCCCGAAACCACCAUGCAGGACGAGCAGCAGCAGCAGCAGCAGGACGGAGGCGAGGGAGCGACGGUGGGCGGGUCUCUGCUGUCCGACAUUGUGUACGAGAUCGUCAGCAGCCCGGUGAACCUCGCCCUGGUCUGCAUCAUCUCGUUUCUGCUGUACAAGAUCAGCAAGACACGCCAGCCGCCGGCCACGCUGCCGCCGCCGCCGCCCGAGCUGCCCCGGCUCCGGCGCGACUUUACGCUGGCCGAGCUGAAGCAGUACGACGGCACGCAGCCGGACGGCCGGGUGCUGACCGCCGUCAACGGCAACGUGUACGACGUGACGAAGGGCAAGGCUUUCUACGGGCCAGGUGGUACGUAUGCAGCGUUCGGCGGGCGGGAUGCAUCCCGCGGGCUGGCCACAUUCCAAAUCACCAGCUCGGUCAGCGACGAGUACGACGACCUGAGCGAUCUCAACUCGCACGAGAUGGAAUCGAUGCGCGAGUGGGAGAUGCAGUUCAAGGAAAAGUACUAUCUCGUUGGGCGGCUGCUGAAGCCGGGCGAGAAGCCGACCAACUACUCCGACGAGGACGAGGACACACCGACCGACGGUUCGGACGUGCGGAAGCGGGCAGCCGCUGCUGCCACCGCCGCGAAAUCGGCGGACGAACCAGCCCGGGCAGAAGCAGCAGCGUCCGGUUCGACCAGCAGCAGCAGCAGCGCCAGCGCCACCGCCCCCGAGAGCCAAGGUGAUGCGGCCGAGGCUGACAAGGCGAAGAGCGAGUGA
Anopheles merus is the source of this 1199-nucleotide messenger RNA. RefSeq names its product membrane-associated progesterone receptor component 1-like. NCBI's taxonomy places the organism in Eukaryota, Metazoa, Arthropoda, Insecta, Diptera, Culicidae. Bases 450 to 1199 code for a protein of 249 amino acids. Gene Ontology annotation, cellular component: membrane; endomembrane system. The record is from RefSeq and is a predicted model, not a curated record. The transcript has 4 exons.